GCCAGCUAGUCAGUUAGCAGUAACGUUAGACUUUCAUUUUCGCUUUCUUGUUCAGCCACAGUUGUUGUCAGAAUAGGCUGCAAGAAGUUGAGCGAGAACAAGUUGAGGAGAACGCCACGCAGUGCACACUUGUAAGUAAACUUUAAUCGCACCCAAAUUGUAUCUGUUUUCGUUUUUCUUAGGAAUGUAUGUGGUUCUAGAACUUCUACCAGCCUAUCACGAAAGCAACUGUUCACUAGAAUUGUGUGGAUUAAUUUUAAUCGAUAGGCAAAGAUUCUAUCAGUUCUGUGUAAAACGAAAGUGAUACUAUUUUAGGUAUUUGCGCAGUAAAGCAGGCUACAUAAAACAUUCUUGAGUUGAUCACAUAUUUGUUUCAAGAGACAAUACCCAAAAUCUGAUUUUUGUAAUAACAUUGCACUCGAGGUGUGUGUAAAUCAGAGUAUGUGAGCGGAGUGGAGCUGGAGCGGAGCGAGGAGCAGAGCGAUCCCAAUUUGACUGGAGUGUGGAGCGAGAUUCCCAAAGGCUGAAGCGUCGGCCUUCCCCCCCCUCCAAUUUCGCUCCAAAGUAGCGCUCACUUCACGAGCUCAGGGCAUGCCCGGCCCAGCAUGCAUUUGUAGUCUACUUGUGUGCUGCUAUAGCCCCUUGCUUUAGCUACUGUCAUGGAGUUCGUUAAAUAUUUUCAUAAAGAAACUGAUAAAAUACACAGGUGCAAAAUCAAGGUGACUUACAAAGAUGAGGACCAAGAGACAGAGUGCGGUGAUGUAGUGUCCACAACUAAAGAAUCAUCAUGGAAUCUGAAAAGACACCGUUCCCGAAAGCAUGAUGGUGUACUUACUAAAUUAGAUGCACAUGCUAAAAGAAAGGAACGAGGUGGGUAGAUAACUAAGUGUGUCAUUGUAGCAAAGUAUUUAUAAACCAAAAAUCAGAUCGCUUAAACGUUCGUUCAUUUUUGUUGUAUUAUCUAUACAAUAGGCCAUAAUUGAUUUUGGUCCAAUAGGCCUAGCAUAUUCCCACAUUCAAGAAGCUUUGUUUUGAUUGGGUUAUUUUGCCUAAAAACCUUUUAGGCCUACCUAUAGAUUUUUUUUUUUCAACAACUCUGCCCAGCCUGUCAAGUAUGGGCAAAAUGAUGUUUAGCAUCCCCAGUGGCUCUGCAAGUGUGGAGAGGAUAUUAUCCGCUGCUGGCCUGCUCUCCAGGCGCCAUCGCAUAAACCUGACUGGCCAAACUCGUGUUUCUAAAAAUGUAUUCUAAAAAUGUAUUCAAAGGCACUAAUAAGUCAUUUUUCGUUUAAUUUGUCAUUCAUUCUAAGUAAUUCACAACCUAUAUGCGAAAUGUAUUGACUAAAAUGAUUUAAUACAACAAAAUGUUUUUUAAAUGCUGAGCGCUUAAUGUCUCUACCAGCCUAUUGUGUCGCACUCGCAAAUGCUUCACAAUGUAUUACAGUGAGGGAAAAAAGUAUUUGAUCCCCUGCUGAUUUUGUACGUUUGCCCACUGACAAAGACAUGAUCAGUCUAUAAUUUUAAUGGUAUGUUUAUUUGAACAGUGAGAGACAGAAUAACAACAAAAAAAUCCAGAAAAACGCAUGUCAAAAAUGUUAUAAAUGUAUUUGCAUUUUAAUGAGGGAAAUAAGUAUUUGACCCCUCUGCAAAACAUGACUUAGUACUUGGUGGCAAAACCCUUGUUGGCAAUCACAGAGGUCAGACGUUUCUUGUAGUUGGCCACCAGGUUUGCACACAUCUCAGGAGGGAUUUUGUCCCACUCCUCUUUGCAGAUCUUCUCCAAGUCAUUAAGGUUUCGAGGCUGACGUUUGGCAACUCGAACGUUCAGCUCCCUCCACAGAUUUUCUAUGGGAUUAAGGUCUGGAGACUGGCUAGGCCACUCCAGGACCUUAAUGUGCUUCUUCUUGAGCCACCCCUUUGUUGCCUUGGCCGUGUGUUUUGGGUCAUUGUCAUGCUGGAAUACCCAUCCAGACCCAUUUUCAAUGCCCUGGCUGAGGGAAGGAGGUUCUCACCCAAGAUUUGACAGUACAUGGCCCCGUCCAUCGUCCCUUUGAUGCAGUGAAGUUGUCCUGUCCCCUUAGCAGAAAAACACCCCCAAAGCAUAAUGUUUCCACCUCCAUGUUUGACGGUGGGGAUGGUGUUCUUGGGGUCAUAGGUAGCAUUCCUCCUCCUCCAAACACGGUGAGUUGAGUUGAUGCCAAAGAGCUCAAUUUUCGUCUCAUCUGACCACAACACUUUCACCCAGUUCUCCUCUGAAACAUUCAGAUGUUCAUUGGCAAACUUCAGACGGGCCUGUAUAUGUGCUUUCUUGAGCAGGGGGACCUUGUGGGCGCUGCAGGAUUUCAGUCCUUCAUGGCGUAGUGUGUUACCAAUUGUUUUCUUGGUGACUAUGGUCCCAGCUGCCUUGAGAUCAUUGACAAGAUCCUCCCGUGUAGUUCUGGGCUGAUUCCUCACCGUUCUCAUGAUCAUAGCAACUCCACGAGGUGAGAUCUUGCAUGGAGCCCCAGGCUGAAGGAGAUUGACAGUUCUUUUGUGUUUCUUCCAUUUGCGAAUAAUCGCACCAACUGUUGUCACCUUCUCACCAAGCUACUUGGCGAUGGUCUUGUAGCCCAUUCCAGCCUUGUGUAGGUCUACAAUCUUGUCCCUGACAUCCUUGGAGAGCUCUUUGGUCUUGGCCAUGGUGGAGAGUUUGGAAUCUGAUUGAUUGAUUGCUUCUGUGGACAGGUGUCUUUUAUACAGGUAACAAACUGAGCUUAGGAGCACUCCCUUUAAGAGUGUGCUCCUAAUCUCAGCUCGUUACCUGUAUAAAAGACACCUGGGACCCAGAAAUCUUUCUGAUUGAGAGGGGGUCAAAUACUUAUUUCCCUCAUUAAAAUACAAAUCAAUUAAUACAAAUUUUGACGUGUUUUUCUGGAUUUUGUUGUUGUUAUUCUGUCUCUCACUGUUCAAAUAAACCUACUAUUAAAAUGAUAGACUGAUCAUUUCUUUGUCAGUGGGCAAACGUACAAAAUCAAAUACUUUUUUCCCUCACUGUACUUUGUAGGCUAUAACCUUGAAAUAAUAAUAGCCUAAAUAAUUCAUGUUCAUUCCUUAGGCUCCCUGUCUUGCUCCUGACCUAUUUAGUGUUAACAGUGCCUUCGGAAAGUAUUCAGACCCAUUGACUUUUUUCCACAUUUUGUUACGCUACAGCCUUAUUCUAAAAUUGAUUAAAAAAAAUAAAAAUCCUGAUCAAUCUACACACAGUACACCAUAAUGACAAAGCAAAAACUGUCUUUUUUAAACAUUUUUGUUAAUUUAUAAUAAUUUAAAAAAAUGGAAAUAUCACAUUUACAUAAGUAUUCAGACCCUUUACUCAGUACCUUGUUGAAGCACCUUUGGCAGCGAUUACAGCACUGAGUCUUCUUGGGUAUGACGCAACAAGCUUGGCACACCUGUAUUUGGGGAGUUUCUCCCAUUCUUCUCUGCAGAUCCUCUCAAGCUCUGUCAGGUUGGAUGGGGAGCGUUGCUGCACAGCUGUUUUCAGGUCUCUCCAGAGAUGUUCGAUCAGGUUCAAGUCCGGCCUCCGGCUGGGCCACUCAAGGACAUUCAAGGACUUAAGGACUUGUUCUGAAGCCACUCCUGCGUUGUCUUGGCUGUGUGCUUAGGGUCAUUGUCCUGUUGGAAGGUGAACCUUUGCCCCAGUCUGUGGUCCUGAGCACUCUGGAGCAGGUUUUCAUCAAGGAUCUCUCUGUACUUUGCUCCGUUCAUCUUUGCCUUGAUCCUGACUAGUCUCCCAGUCCCUGCCACUGAAAAAUAUCCCCACAGCAUGAUGUUGCCACCACCAUGCUUCACCGUAGGGAUGGUGCCAGGUUUCCUCCAGACGUGACGCUUGGCAUUCAGGCCAAUUAGUUCAAUCUUGGUUUCAUCAGACCAGAGAAUCUUGUUUCUCAUGGUCUGAGAGUCUUUAGGUGCCUUUUGGCAAUCUCCAACCGGGCUGUCAGAUGCCUUUUACUGAGGAGUGGCUUCCGUCUGGCCACUCUACCAUAAAGGCCUGAUUGGUGGAGUGCUGCAGAGAUGGUUGUCCUUCCGGAAGGUUCUCUCAUCCCCACAGAGGAACUCCAGAGCACGGUGAUAGUGACCAUCGGGUUCUUGGUCACCUCCCUGACCAAGGCCCUUCUCCCCCGAUUGCUCAAUUUGGCUGGGCGGCCAGCUCCAGGAAGAGUCUUGGUGGUUCUAAACUUCUUCCAUUUAAGAAUGAUGGAGACCACUGUGUUCUUGGGGACCUUUAAUGCUGCAGAAAUGUUUUGGUACCCUUCCCCAGACCUGUGCCUCAACACAAUCCUGUCUCCGUGCUCUACUGACAUUUCCUUCGACCUCAUGGCUUGGUUUUGACUCUGACAUGCACUGUCAACUGUGGGACCUUAUAUAGACAGGAGUGUGCCUUUCCAAAUCAUGUCCAAUCAAUUGAAUUGAACACAAGUGGACUCCAAUGAAGUUGUAGAAACAUCUCAAGGAUGAUCAAUGGAAACAGGAUGCACCUGAGCUCAAUUUCGAGUCUCAUAGCAAAGGGUCUGAAUAAUUAUGUAAAUAAGGUGUUUUUGUUUUUAUUUUUUUAAUCAAUUUGCAAACAUUUCAAAAAACCUGUUUUCGCUUUGUCAUUAUGAGGUAUUGUGUGUAGAUUGCAAAAAAAGGAAAGAUUUAAUCAAUUUUAGAAUAAGGCUGUAACGUAACAAAAUGUGGACUGAAUACUUUCCGAAGGCACUGUAUAUACUGUUUAAAAUGACAUGUAGCCUAUUUGAAAUGAUGUGCGCUUCUUACAUCGCUUUUUCAUGUUUAUUGAAAUCGUAUUGUUUAGUUUCAAUACUUCAAAACCAAAUGGUAGUUCCAGGUAGUCACAAAAAUAGAUGGGUGUUGGUUAAAUUGUGAUUUAAAUUAAUGGAGCGAAUUUGGAGCGGCAGUUCUUUUUCUGUGAGCGCGAAGCGGUUUUUAGUGGAGCAGAUGGAAAGAACGGGGAGUGCCGGACCACUCCAUGAGCGGGAUUUCCAACCACUCAACUCCGCUCACAUACUCUGGUGCAAAUUGUUCAGUGUUGUCUGUCAGGUAAGGGCAGACUAGGUUGUUUGUCAAGCUAGGCCAAUAUAACUUUCAAUAUGCAGGGUGCUAAUGUUGAGAGAAAAAAGUAUUUAAAGAGGCAAUCUGCGGUUGAUACAUCCAUUUUUGGACUUAUAAAUUAAUGAUAUGAACCCAUUGAUUCUUGAAGAAUAUAACUUAUAAAUAAAUGCCUCAUGAGCUUGGUUCAACUGUGGUACCCCAUCAGAACCCCAAAUAUAUAAGCUUGUUUUACUCCAAUGUCUGUAAACAAAGUAAAUGUAAACAAACCUCAAAACAUAGUUUCAACUAUAAUUUUGAUAUCAUCGAUGGUCAGUCCUUGCAUCCAUAGCUCUGUCUAUACAUUUGAGAAUGGUUACAUUUCUACAGCCCCAUCCCUCAGCUUUUUACCAGAACAGGGGCAGGGAAAAUGCUUUGUUAUUGUUUAAACUGCUGCUUGCCGCUUUAAAGGAGUCUAAAGCCUAGUUUAUACCUGGCGCUAACAUGUGUCCUUUGUCUUGAUCUUGUCCACAUUCUGAUCGUGCCCACAUUUUCAGAAAUACAGUAUGUCUACACAUGGUAUUAAAAUGUAUCUUAUCUGUGUCUGCAUUGUGACCACAUUUCCUGGUCCCUCCCUGUAUGCAAAUUAUUUGACCGCUAUUCUUUCAAAAUAGUAUGUAUUUAUUUUAAGACACAUUGAUGCCAUAAGUCAAUGGUGCCACCUGUCAAUGAUUUUAGAAGCCGGGAUAAUGAUGAUUUAAAUGGUUUCACUCUCCAGAAUCGUCUACACUUGUAAGAUAUCCAGACACAAUGCGUGUCUGACUACCUCCGAAGGUGGUCAGGAAGAUCUGAUCACUAUCAGACCACAAUGCGUCUUUUAAUCGCCUACACCUGUCUGGAAAUGUGGGCACAAUCAGAAUGUGGACAAGAUCAGGACAAAGGAUGCAUGUCAGAACCGGGUAUAAACUGGGCUUAAGACAUGCUGAGAAACACAAGAACAAGAGUAAUAGAAAAGUGAGAAUCAACCCAGUCUCUCCUAAUAGCCAGCGAAAGCAAUUGCCUUUUCUAUACUUUAUGAUAACACAAUGAACAUUUUAUUUCUCAUUUCACACACAUAGUUGUUUUUCACAUACCAGCCUGAAGUGCAUUCUGUUCAAAUGGGCAAUUAAAAUGCUAAACCUAUGGUGUUUAGGACUGGCUGAAGUGAAAGUGACGUCUUGACUGGUGUAAGCACGGCGACUAAACAUGUCAGACGUAGAGGACAUGGAUGUGAGUAUAUGCACUUGUAUUGUGGACAGAUCAUGGAAAGUUUUUAUCCUAACAGAAUUUAACAGAGGAGAACUUAACAAUCAUUAUUUCUUUCAAGACAACCCCAACCCCAGAGAUGAGCAGAAACACUGAAGCCUCUGGACCUGAACAGCAAGGGCCCCAUGACUAUUCGCAAAUACAGGUUCAUGUUAUAGGUAUCAAAGGAUAGGGCCAGGGGUAGCAUAUGUUAUGUGGGUGUGACAUUAUUACAACCGGUGACAUCAUUUGGGUAUUUAGGGUUAACAUCUAUUACAACCGGUGACAUCAUUUGGGUAUUUAGGGUUAACAUCAACUAAAAUUAUUUUUAUAAAGGCCUACAAUGCUCUUGUGCUCUAAUUAUUAGGACUAAACACUUGUCUCGGGGUAGGCUACUUUUAUUUAGAAUGUGGAAAUGUAGGCUAUAGCAUAAAUGUAGGCUUUAACCACAUGUUGAGGAUGCACAACCGCUCACCGAUUGGACAGCUCCUCCAAUGCAGUUACACCUCCGACAUUGCCUAAACAAAAGCAAUGAAACUGCUAUGCAGUUGUCGGUUAUCGCGGGUAAGCGCUGGAACUGAUUGAAUCUCGGCCUUAGGCUGGGAUUCAAUACGAUCGUGCUUUGUCGACAAUGCACUAUUUAUACCUUAGGUAGUUUGCUAUUGAGCCGACGUGGAGCGUUUACCGUGAAUGUGGUCUCUGCGAAUGCGGUAUUGUUGCCUUUAACCUUUUACUGCAGUGGGCUAAAUCAGGGUCACACAGUGUUUCUUGGUAGUCUUAAACAAAUCUACUUUGAAACAAAAGUAUAUACCUCACACACAUGGUUAUGGGCUUAAAAAAAAGAGUGAAAUGUAUUCAAUUAUGAGUUUGCAUCCCAAUAUUACACUUUAUAUACAUCACAGAAGACUGAAAUAUAACAAAACCAUUGAUAUAGGAACACGGAUUUUUGGCGGGUUUUUAGAAAUAAUGUAUAUUAAUUAUAAAAAAUAUUAACAUUCCACCCAUGAGGCCACUAAGUCAUUUGACUGCAGGAAAGGGCUACAAGGUGCAUUGCCAACAAAGCAGGAUCGGCUUGAAUCCCGGCCUUCGCCUACUACUGGACUAAAAAGCAUCCUCAAUGGAGAAUCUCUAUUGAAAAUGCAUCUUUAGUCCAGGAAUAGAAUGGGUCCAGAACCUGGUCCUAAGACUCCAGUUCAGACCCACUAAAAGAGAGAUUUCACCAAUAUAAUAAGAACUGUAACUUUGUGAAGGCACAGGUUUAUGAUGAUUUUAAAAUAAAAGUACUCUCCACUGUCUCUCCCAGCCCACAGGAACACCCAAUGGCCAUGGAACAGUGAUACAGUCGCAGCCACAACGGUCUAGUGUUACUCAAAGUGCUUUGACUGAUAAGGUAAGGAGUUUUGUAGGACUCUAUUGUAGUAGACUAACACCGCUUACUGUAGCCCGGUAUCUAUUGAGAGCUGUAAACAGUGUAAUUUAACCCAUAAGAGUCUAACCCCUGUCUAAGCCGGGGGAGGGUGGGUUCUACUAAGAUAUAUGGAAUUGUUUUAAGAAGGUCAUACCAAGGAUAAUUUUUCUAUUUGAUAUUGCAUUUUAAGAACCCUUAAAGUAUAUAUAAAAAAAUUGGGCCUUACUGCUAUUAGCCCACACAAACACAUUGAAUAACAGAUUCACUACAUGGAACAGAUAGUCCCCCCAAAAAAUCUAAAGGAAGUUUGUUCUGAAGUGCUUGUCCUAUAUCUGAGAGAUAUAAGAAAGAUCAGGAAACAUUUGUUCUUUUUCUUGACAUGUAUUUAACCCCUUAUUUUUGGCACUAAACAGUCUCCAUACAGUGCUUUCAGAAAGUAUUCAGAUCCGUUGACUUUUUCCACAUUUUGUUACGUUACAGCCUUGUUCUAAAAUUGAUUAAAUUAAAUGUUUUCCUCAUCAAUCUACACACAAUACCCCAUAAUGACAAAACGAAAAGAAAAGGGUAGAGUGGCCAGACGUAAGCCACUCCUCAGUAAAACGCACAUGACAGCCCGCUUGGAGUUUGCCAAAAGGCACCUAAAGGACUCUCAGACCAUGAGAAACAAGAUUCUCUGGUCUGAUGAAACCAAGAUUGAACUAAUUGGCCUGAUUGCCAAGCGUCACGUCUGGAGGAAACCUGGCACCAUCCCUACGGUGAAGCAUGGUGGUGGCAGCAUCAUGCUGUGGGGAUGUUUUUCAGCAGCAGGGACUGGGAGACUAGUCAGGAUCUAGCGAAAGAUGAACGGAGCAAAGUACAGAGAGAUCCUUGAUGAAAACCUGCUCCAGAGCGCUCAGGACCUCAGACUGGGGCGAAGGUUCACAUUCCAACAGGACAUCGACCUUAAGCACACAGCCAAGACAACGCAGGAGUGGCUUCGGGACAAGUCUCUGAGUGUCCUUGAGUGGCCCAGCCAGAGCCCGGACUUGAACCCGAUCUAACAUCUCUGGAGAGACCUGAAAAUAGCUGUGCAGCGACGUAAAUGUAAUAUUUCAGUUUUUUAUAUUUAAUAUAUUUGCAAAAAUGUCUAACAACCAGUUUUUGCUUUGUCAUUAUGGGGUAUUGUGUGUAGAUUGUGAUUUUUUUUUUUUUUUUUUUCAUUUUAGAGUAAGGCUGUAACGUAACAAAAUGUGGAAAAAGUCAAUGGGUCUGAAUAUCUCCAUUAAUUUUUUCAACUGGUACUCUGGGACCUUCAGACGAGUCUUGUGAGGCCUGUGGGCGUUCUAGAACAAAACAACAUGUAGGCGUUCGUGAGAGUCUCACCUUUCCACCGAGGGGUCAUAUUAGUGUGUAUCCCAAUCUGUUCGGACACUACAGAGAGAAGUUGGCAGAUCAGCUGUGCUGACUUCAGACGAGUCCCAAGAUGUUUGUGGGGGGCAAAAAUGAGAACACCAUCGUGUUUGUGAGAGUCAUCCUUAGAGGGGUCAUCAUAGUUUGUAGGCCAAAUCGUUUGGACUCUACAGACGAUUUUGUGAGAAGACCGAUUUUCGGGAUGUCACAUGGUCUGACAAACACCGCUCUAGCUCUGUCACCUUUCACCACAGAUGCAUAAGUGUGACAUAGGCAGAUGCGGUGGAUUGAGACGCAUCCAAUGCAAAAAAGAACAUAUCUCUAGCUUAAACUGACAGAUUUCUAUGGGGAUUUGUUUAUUAUACUAAUAAUAAAGCUGUUUAUAUUUUUAUAAUACAUAAAUUAAUGUCCAACAAGGGCACACAUUCACCAGACAAAUCAAUAUUUUCAUAUGUUAUAAUCCAUAAAGUUGUCUCUCUAAUGAUUAACAUCAUAUUAAUGUUCUGUUAUUUCCAGGACCCAUAUCUUUAUCAAGGAGAUCAUGACUUUGAAGUGAAGCAUCCCUCAGCACCCCAGUAUGACCUCAGCAAUGUUAGUCAUUUAGUCUUUUGAUAGCUGUGAAAAUCUAAUGAACAUACUGUACAUGUUAAAUAAGGACAUUUCUUUGACUUGUUUUCUUUUUAUUGGUGUUUUAGAAUGUAUAUUUCCAUAAGGCUAAAAUUAUCUCUAAACCAUUAAUGUUGCUAGAUAUUUUACGGCAUUUACAAUAUUUGACAUCACUCUCCAUUCUCUAAAGCUUCAGUCAUCCUCUUCCAAAGAGAUCAAUGGAGAUUAUCCUGCUGAAGGAGAUGUCUCUACUAGAAACAAACAAUCACAGAGAGAUCCACAUUAUCCCAUCAACCCCCAAAGUGCUCCAGAUGGGGUAAUGAUUCUAUCUAGCAGAUCAAAGGAUGUGUCAUUUUUCUAACUAGCUCUAGACGCUUUACUGUAGAACACUGGUCAGUGCUCAGGAGACAACAGUUUCUGUUAUUGCCCCUGUCAAUCAGGCUCUGAUAUCUGCCUUGAAAGUAUGGUGUCAUCCUCUUUUAUCAUAUCAGUUACUAAGCCACCUGAACAACCCAAAAAUAAUACGUUGUCAUUUUUUCAGGACCUGAAUCAGGCAAAGGACGAGACAGAGGAAAAGCAGACCACUGGACCUCUAGAUGAGGCUACUGUCUAUGUCAAUGUGGUGUGGCCUGGGAAACUAUCACCAUUGUCAUGGAAGUCUACACUUCAGAAAAGUCUCCAGUCAUGGUUGAAUAAUAACUUAACAAAAACAGAUUGCACCGUGAAAAGGCUUUUGGACAACAGAAACGUGGCAGAAGUAAAGAUACAUCCCCCUUCAGGUUAGAAUGAUGGUGUAAAAUACAGUAAUACCUGUAUCAUUUCAAUGUUGAGGAGACACUCAAGCCAUAGAGGUGCUGCUAUGAGAAAAUUAUCUUCACUAACAUUGAUGCAAACAAUGUGUCCCUGAUUAAAUUCCCAAACACUUAGCAAAGGGUUUUUGCCAUGUUAGCAGGUUGGAUUUGGUAACAGGCAUUUCUGUCUUUUAUUCUAAGAGUUUUAAUUAUUAUUAUUGCGUGAUCAUGUGCUAUUAUUUAUCUGCCCUCUUUUAAGCCCUUGAGGACCUUCUGAAGUUGAAGGAAACACAGAUUACCAUAAAAGACAAGGCCAAGACGACAGCCACUGUGCAGUUUCACAGAGAUGUACCUCCAACAUUUAAAUCCUGGAAUCAAUCAAGCAGUAAACCCAGCUCAAUAGAAGUAUUGCCUCCAACAUCCUCACACACUCCACAGGAUGUAUGUAAAUGAAAUGUGUGAUUAUUUGACAGCAUUUUCAAAUCAACUAUAAUAUAAAAAGUAUAAAUGUAAAAUGUAUGUACAUAUUUUAAAUAUUAUAUUUCCCCCCUAGGUCAAAUGCCUAAUGACUGUAAGUGCUAGUCUUGACAUUGAUGGCUACAAACCUGAAGUACGAGCUGCCCUUCUCAGUCAGUACCACACCAUCAAUCACAAGUUAGCUGUAAAAGGGACCUUUGAUGAAGUGAAGCAGUUCCACAAGGAGGUGACCAAGAUCAUCAGGGAAGCGGAAGCCGAGCCAGAACGGGGUUGGAACGAUGGUGCAGACGCAGCACAAAGCAUGACUCACAAUGGAAAGAAGACCCAUGAAGACCCUGGGCAGAAGAAAAUGACCUGUGCAGUCCCACUAAUCCACUUUUGGUACUUGAACCAGGCCUACCGAAAGGAGAUGGAGGACAUAGAGAAAAGAAAUGGAGUCAAAAUCAAUGCAGAAGUGGAGGUGUACAUCAAAGAGGACCCACAGAAAACAGGCAGAGAUUUUAUGCUGACCAAAGCCCACCAGGAGUUCAUUGGCCUCUUCCAGAAGCGUGUAGUUGAUUUUGACAGCAUUUCCACCCAUCUGACACCUGUGGAUCCAGGAGACCUCAUGAAUACGCUGAGAAACAUCCAGAAUGAGGAGACCAGGCUGGUACUAAAUGUGUCUGCCAAUGGGUGUGAUGUGUUUGGGCCGAAUCAGAGCAUCGUGGCAGUCAGGAAGGCUAUUGGAAUGAAGACUACAGUAAUGACCUUUGGAAUGGAUCACAGCUACACAGAGAAAGCAUCUGAAUUUGCUGGGGGACCUGUUUUGAGAUCUCCAAAAACACCACGGAUGAUUAGGAUGGACAUCAAAGAUCCACUCUUGUCACAUGGGCUGGCCAUGGACCAGACUCACUGGGAUCUGAUGAAAUCUGCCUUUCAUGAGAAAAUAACAGCAAUCAAAAAUAAAUUUGGAGUGGAUUUCAUGGAGGAAAAGUCUCCAGGCAAGGUCAAAAUUAAAACCAGACCUACAACAUCAUCACACACUCCACUGGUUGUCUCUCUGGAAAGCCACGCCAUCAGAGCUCUCAUGCACCUCUACCAGAAGGUUGCGACAUCAGCGAUGAGCUGCCACCUGCUGGACCCUACCCAUGCAAAGACUGUGGGGGACAAGCUGGAGGAGAUCCACCCUCGACACCGCUGUGUCUGGGCAGGAGGAAACUACGGUCCCUGGAGGUUGAUCGGCCUACCGCAACAUUUGGGCCCUGCUGUCAAAGAGCUAGAGAUGAUGCUGAAAAGGCCUAUGUUUAAAGAAGAAGACAAGCACAAGAUUGGGUAUGCUGGAGACAGAUCCAGCGCUGGAGCAGCCACGGGGGGAGCAGCUGGAGAUGGAGGAGCAACAGGAGGGGUUGAAGAAGAUAAUUGCACCAUAUGCAUGGACACAUUUACCAACAAGAAGAAGUUGUCCUGCAGCCAUGAGUUUUGUGCAGAUUGUCUGAGGAAGGCAGUGGAAUUCUCAGGCCCCAGCUGUCCUUUGUGUAAGGCUGUGUUUGGAAAGGUGGUGGGAGACCAGCCUGAGGGAACAAUGAAAGUGAAAUAUGAAAGGUCACUCAGCAUACCUGGAUACCCUGGCUAUGGCGCGAUAGUUAUCAACUAUGAUAUACCAAAAGGAAAACAGACGGUAAAAGCCUUGAUUUUUUUAUUAUAAAUGUAACAAAUUACAGCACUGAAUUAUCUCCUAAUGCAUUAAUUUUUUACUAAUCACCACAGUGAGGGUUAACAGCAAAAUGUUUAACUAUACGGACAAAUUUUGUUUUCUUUACAUUUUCUGGCUUUAGAAUAAACAUCCCAAUCCUGGAGAGUGGUUCAGUGGGACCUGUAGAAUAGCUUAUCUACCGAACAAUGAGGAGGGCAACAAAGUGCUGAAGUUACUAGAGAGAGCUUUCGACCAGAAGCUGAUUUUCACAGUUGGGACCUCCAGAACCACUGGGACAGAUGACUGUGUGACAUGGAAUGACAUUCACCACAAGACCAACAUCAAUGGAGGGGCACAAAGGUAAAAUAUCUAAAACUAUGGAUAUGAUUAUAUUAACCUUCUGUAACAGUUGACAAUUAUUGUACAUUUUAUUCAUUUACAAAAGUUAACUGGAUAUUUUCCACUAACUUGAAAUGCCUAGUACCCUGCCUGGGGGAACAACACAUCAAGAUUGUGAUGUGUGCUUUGUGUUUUUCCACAGUUUUGGUUACCCUGACCCUAACUACCUCAGCAGAGUGAAGAAUGAGCUGAAAGCCAAAGGCAUUGAAUGA
Molecule: messenger RNA, 13302 nt
Organism: Coregonus sp. 'balchen'
Lineage: Eukaryota; Metazoa; Chordata; Actinopteri; Salmoniformes; Salmonidae
Source: the annotation of a GenBank genome assembly